Molecule: messenger RNA, 4336 nt
Organism: Paramormyrops kingsleyae
Lineage: Eukaryota; Metazoa; Chordata; Actinopteri; Osteoglossiformes; Mormyridae
Gene: sfmbt1
Product: Scm like with four mbt domains 1
Biological process (GO): negative regulation of DNA-templated transcription
Cellular component (GO): nucleus
Molecular function (GO): histone binding; chromatin binding; transcription corepressor activity
Source: RefSeq, a predicted model, not a curated record
AGUGGCUGUGUAUUAGAGGUUGCCCAUGCGCAGUGACGAAUUGUGCCAUAUUGAAACGAGGCAGUCAUCGGCGAGGCGAGCGGAGAUACAGCAUCUGAAAUCUACUUGGAAAAACUCAGAGCAGCGGUCAGCUGUCUGUGAGCGCACUGCUGAGCCAGGUGUGAGGGGGAAGGGGGUGCCGCCAGGCCUGGAACAGUAAACAUGACCACCAGGGGGCGGGCCACCAUGAACCUUGAACUACUGGAGUCUGACCAGGGUUCCGGGCAGGAUGACUCCGACUUCAACUGGGACGAGUACCUGGAGGAAUGCGGCCUGUCGGCGGUGCCUCACCACGCCUUCAAGCAUGUUGACCUAAGCCUGCACACAGGCCUCAGUCCCGGGAUGAAGCUGGAGGUAUGUGUACGAGGCGAGCCGAAUGGCAGCUACUGGGUGGCCACCAUAAUCACCACCUGUGGCCAGCUACUGCUGCUGCGCUAUGAGGGUUACCACGACGACCGCAGGGCGGACUUCUGGUGUGACAUCAUGACAGCAGAUCUCCAUCCUAUUGGCUGGAGCAAGCAGCAUGGCCGAAUUAUGAAACCACCCGAAGGUGUGCGAGAGAAGCAUGAGAACUGGGAAGCUCUCCUGGAGGAUGGCCUACUGGAAUCCUGUAGUGCACCGGCCAACCUACUGGAAGGGCCGCACCGUGGGAAGAAUCUGUUGGACCUCCUGUGCCCGGGUACGAGUGUGGAGCUUCAGGACAGCGAGGAUCCUGGAGUGGCCUGGGGGGCAGUGAUUGAGGAGAAUGUAGGGGGGCGCCUGCGCCUGCUGUACGCAGGAGCCGAGGGGCUACCCCAAACGCUUGCCAAGCACUGGGUCUUCUACCUGCACCCAUUCCUGCACCCUCCUGGCUGGGCACUGGAAAGUGGCUGUACACUUGCCCCCCCUGCUGCGAUACGUGUUUUGCGGAGUGAGGCGGAGUGGGGUGAAGUCCGACAGGGAAUUAGCUGCCAGGCCACCGAGGAGACCGUCCCUGAAGACUUAUUCAAGGACAAGCCCACAGUCUCCACUCACUGCUUCAGUGAAGGCAUGAAACUGGAAGCUGUUAAUCCCGCUGCUCCCUUCUGCAUAAGCCCCGCUACCGUCACCAAGGUGUUCAGUGAUCAGUACUUCCUGGUGGAGAUGGACGUCCUGCAGGGCAGCGCGGUGUGCAGGGGGGGCAGCCGCCCCUUUGUGUGUCACAGCGACAGCUCUGGCAUCUUCCCUGCCCAGUGGAGCCUCAAAAACGGGGUGCCGCUCAGCCCGCCGCCAGGAUACCAGGGCCAGGACUUCGACUGGGCCGACUACCUGAAGCAGUGCGAGGCAGAGGCUGCACCCCAGCACUGCUUUGCCCCAGAGCUGCGUGACCAUGACUUUGUGGCGUCCAUGAAGCUGGAGGCGGUGAACCCGCUCUCCCCCGAGCACAUCCACGUGGCAACUGUCACCAGGGUCCGGGGGCAGCACAUCUGGCUGCAUCUGGAAGGGGUGAAGCAGUCCAUCCCAGAGGUCAUCACGCAUGUCAAUUCCAUGGACAUCUUUCCUGUCAGCUGGUGUGAGACCAAUGGCUACGUCCUCAGACACCCCAGUAAACCUCAAGUUCAGAAGCAGAGGCGGGUUGCAGUGGUACAGCCGGAAAAGCACCGGACUCCAACCAGAGCCACGCCCACCGAUGCCCUGAAACAACAGGAAAACAACCAAUCAGAGAGCGGACAAAGCAACGGAAAAUACUCCUGCCCCAAGAUCUACUUCAACCACCGCUGUUUCUCCGGGCCGUACCUGAACAAGGGCCGCAUAGCAGAGCUGCCGCAGUGUGUUGGGCCUGGCAGCUGUGUUCUGGUCUUAAAAGAGGUGCUGACGCUCCUGAUCAAUGCGGCCUACAAGCCGAGCCGGGUCCUGCGGGAGCUGCAGCUGGAUGAGGAGUCUCGCUGGCAGGGCCACGGGGAGACGCUCAAAGCCAAGUACAAGGGCAAGAGCUAUCGAGCCACGGUGGAGAUUGUGCGAACGGCAGAUCAAGUGGCAGAGUUUUGUAGGAAGACCUGCAUCAAGCUUGAGUGUUGCCCCAACCUGUUUGGGCCGCGCAUGGUUCUGGAGCGCUGCUCAGAAAAUUGCUCCAUCCUCACCAAGACCAAGUACAGGGAAACCGGAGAACUCAGGGGAAUCCCCCACCCAUGGAAAUCCCAUUACUACGGCAAAAAGAAAAGCAAGCGGAUUGGCCGACCCCCGGGGGGCCACACGAACCUGGAGGGCGGCAUGAAGAGGACGGGAAAGAGGAGGAAGAGGAGGAAGCACUUCUUCGUUCACAAGAAGAAACGAUCAAGCUCCCUGGAUAACACCCCUGCCGGCUCACCCCAGGGCAGCGGUGAUGAAGAAGACCUGGAUGAGGAAGACUCCCUGAGCGAGGACUCGGGCUCAGAACUGCAAGACGAGCUGCUGGAUGACUCGGAACACUCCGAGAAGAAAUCGCAGCCUCCCUCGCCAACGCCCAAUGAGACGGUCCGAACCCGUCGCAGGCGCAAGGCCCGUUCGUCCUCCUACUCCGACGAUGAAAACCGGCCCCCCUCCCCAAAGACGCAGCGGGGAGACGCACCAGAGAAGCUGCGGCUGGACAGCAGCCCCCUGGAGUGGAGCGUGGCGGACGUGGUGCGCUUCAUCAGGACCACGGACUGUGCCGCCCUGGCACGCAUCUUCCUGGACCAGGAGAUUGACGGACAGGCCCUUCUCCUCCUGACACUACCCACCGUACAGGAGUGCAUGGGUCUUAAGCUGGGACCGUCCAUCAAGUUGUGCCACCAUAUCGAAAGGGUGAAACUGGCCUUCUACCAGCAGUUUGCUAGCUGAGAUUACCGGAGCGAGUGGGAGGAUUAGCUCAGACUGUCGGCCAGGAGUGGCGAAGUGUUUUCACCGCUCUACAGACUACAGCGUACAUGCACUGGAGCUGCGCACUUGCAGCUAAGGUCACUUUCAUCCAUGGCGUCGUGGAUUCGCGAGCAGAGUGGGCGUGGCCGUAAGGUAUCUUUCUGUCUGCAGUAUGAAGCCUCUUGUAUCAGGCUUUUCUCUGUUUGGUGCGAGCAGCUGAUGGCUUCUAAUCAGCAGUCAGUUUUUUAUUAUUAUUUAUACAGGCACUGCAGGUGUGGAUUUCAUAUUUAUUUUAUGUUUAAUCAGCUUUGAAGUGUGAAAAAUAAAUAAAAUGCAAAAAGCCAAGCACAAAAGCGUACGCUGAAGCAGGUAAUAUAUUCCUGUGAAGGGAAGAUCUUUGGUUUGUUUUUUUCUUCAAAUCUGUAUGUAUUUGUUUGUCACUGUAAAUAUAUAUGCAUUGUACAUUUAAGCCGAUAUUUAAUGGUAGAAACAAAUUCAGUUUAUGUUGCAGCAUGAAUGUGAUUUCACACUUGAAACAUUUUAAAUCCACUGUUACUAUAGUGGCAACAGUCGGUUAUCAGGGUACACAGCAGAAAGGUCGGUGGUGCUUAGCACUGAAUUCUGGGAAAAUGAGUUGAAUUCUGAAAGCAUUCAUCGUGCUCAUGCCUUACAUUGUGAAAUGCUACUGGCUUUGGAGAAUAAUCCAAGGGAUUGUUUUUGCAGACUGAACAAAUCUCAUAUGAAAAAGCAAAGGUGAAUUUUGUAUGUAGUACCUUUUACUCUGACCCAAACUUUUGUAAAAUGCCAGUAUAUUAUUUUAAAGAAAAAGCAAUAUGAAUCAUAAUUAGCACAACUUAUCUGUUGAUACUUAUUGGUCUUUUUUAAACACCCAACUGUGCAAUAUUUUAACAAUUGGAAUGUUUAUGUUAACAGGCGUGGGAUUUACUGGCUUCAGCUUUAGGUGUAACAUUAAUUUUCACAAAGUGACAUAUUUCUUUGUGUCCAGUCAGAGGGUUAAUGGAUUUUCUCCUACAGGCAACAACUUAUACUGUUAACCUGAUUAACUUGAAAUGAGAUGCCCUGCAGAAGCAGGAAAGGGCAGAAAGUCACAUAUUUGUUUUUAUUCAGGUAAAAGUGAUGCAGAAAUUGUAAAUAACUUCACAGUAGGCAAUGUCUUAUGUUGUAUUAUUUUUUUGUAUGGAUACCUUUAAUAUGUUAUUUUUUGUUUGUUCUUUUUACAGUAACGUGUUUUAAAAAGUCAUUGAACAAUCUCAUUUUUCUUGCAUGUUCCUUUUUCCUGUUCUAAUGUUUAAGGGUGGGAAGAAAUCCAAGUAAUUAAAACAAAAAAACUGAUUGUUGAUUUAUUGAUCUGUAUGUAAAUUAAAUUGUAUAUACGUUUGUGGAAUAUGAUUGCUAUUUAAAACCAAAACGAUGAUAAAUAAACCACAUUUUCAUUAAUCAA